UAAAGUGCGAUCGAAAAUCACAAUUAGUAUAACGCCCGUGGCACGACACUGCUCGAAUAAAAUAUGCGUAUCGCGCGUCACGGAGCGGUCAUUUUCGGCGUGCGAAUUAAUUAUUACCGACAAAUUAUUACGCGUCUUCACCGCGCAUACCGUGCAUAUUUUUCGCGAAUAAACGUCAAAUCGCUUUUCGCAUAUUCAACGCGCAUAAAGAUCCGCGGUUACAGCGAUCACGAAUCGCAGUGAUCGGAGAUCACAGAAACCCGAUGAUCGUCGUUCCAGUGGUCAAACACAGGUCACUGACUCUCCGCUCUAGAUUGGACGGCCUCUUAUUGGAAAUGUUACGGUUUCACGGUAAUGGUACAAAAAAAAAGGAGCAACGAACGUCGAUUCUUCAACUGCAAAUGGCGGAUCUUUUAUCGGCGGCAUUCGAUCCCGCGGUGGCCGACCGAGGAGCGCCGGGAAAUUGCGAUGCAUUAGGCCGAAAUGAAAAUCGGAUCGGCCGUUUCUCGCCGAGCUUGAUAUCGUCGGGUCAACUAAGAACUGUCCUCUAAAAGGGUCGAGCGUUCGCCGAGGCCUCGAUUUCGGUGCCACGGUCCACCGAGCCUCGAACAGACGCGCGACCACCGAACAUGGAUAAUGUCGCGGCUCGCUGGGAAUCGAAGUGUGCGCACCGCGACAAUCGCGCCACUCUGUGCACGUGCACGUCAAGGUGCCCCAAUUUGCGUGCGAACACGCGGUAAAAGCUCGUCCGGUGAUUUACAAUACAUCGGGCAACUACAGUGUCCGGCAUUGUCGGGAAAGGGGGAUACUUUGUGCAACAAAAAAGGGGGACGAGAGCGACGGAAAAGUGGAAAGAGACGGCACGGCCGUCGGGGAGAGAUGCGGGGCGAACCAGGAAAGCUUCGACUGUGUCGUCCCCGCGGCAACCAGUGUGGAAACACGAACGAACGCGAGGACCACGGGGUGGUCCCUUCCUCCCGAAGAUUUACUAUCACCUCGACGAACGCCGCGAACGGUUUCCUUCGAGCCAUCGAAACUUUCCCGCCGACCACGCGAUUUUCGAGCCGGCGGAGGACACAGAAUUCGCGUUGCCACGCGAGCCACCGGAAAUUAGUUGACGGCGCGCGAGCGAGGAGAGAAGUUCCCGCGAUUCCCAGAGAUUCCGAGCGAUUCCGAGCGAUUCCAAGCGAUUCCCAGCGAGCCGGGAACCGAAUCUACUCGAAGCGCAAACCCUGUCGAGCUGUAGCUCUGGAGGAAAAUUGGGCAAAAUUCGCUGCAGAGAUCGACGUUCCUAGAUAACGCAAUGAUCUUUGAUAGAUCCAUUCGAUACGAAUAAAAGCUCCGCGGGGGGUGGGCACGGCGACCAUAAACUUCGAGCGACGCGACGGUGUAACGGGAAACGCGGGCGAGGACCGAUCGGAUAAAGCUAAGAAAUGAGCAAAACGGUAUAUCGAGCGGUUACGGGAAUCGCUCCGCCGUACGUCAUGUACAAUACCAGCAGCGACAGUUUUUACGGAUAUUGCAUCGAUCUGCUGAACGAUAUUGGAUCCCUGGCGGGGUUCGAUUACACCGUCAGGAAAUCGUUCGACGAGCGUUACGGGCACAGGGACCGAGGGAACGGCAGCUGGAACGGUAUGAUCGCUGAAUUAAUGAAGAACGUGUCGGACAUCGCCGUCGGCCCGAUAUGGAUCACGUCCGACAGAAUCAAGGUGGUAGACUUCACGAAGCCGUUCCAGAGACCGAGCGGUUUCACGAUAAUGAUGCUGAAAAAGAGGAAGCAGGUGCUGUUCCUCCACUUCCUGACGAUCUUGGAUCUCGAGAUCUGGCUGUGUCUCGCGCUCGCUCUCCUCUCGAUGGUCCUGCUGCUGUUCGUUUUGGAGAAAUACUCGCCGUUCAGCUAUCGGAACAACCGCGCGAGUUAUCGGGACCAGCCGGACGAUCGAUUCUGCACGGCGAAGGGAUGCUUCUGGUUCGCCCUGACGUCGUUGACGCCUCACGGCGGCGGGGACGUCCCGAAGAACAUCUCCGGGAAAGUGGCAGCCACGUGCUGGUGGGUGUUCGGCUUCGUGAUCGUCGCGGCGUACGGGGCCAAUCUCGCGGCUUACGUGACCCUAGGCCGGCUCGAGAAGGAUGUCGGCUCCCUGGAGGAUCUCGGGAAACAGUAUCGGAUCUCCUAUUCCACCGUGGCCGACUCCGCCGCCCACGGAUACUUCCGGGCGAUGAAGAAGACCGAGGAGAUGCUGUUCGGCGUUUGGAGACGAAUCACCCUGGAUGAGAACACGCCGGAGUGGAACAGAUCCCAGUACGCCGUCUGGGAUUAUCCCCUGGAAGACAAGUUCACGAAGAUGUAUCGCGCGAUGGAGCAAGCGGGAUUUGUUCGGAACGUCGAGCAAGCCGCGAAGACGGUCCGGAAAGUAAACCGCACUUUCGAGUUCGCUUUUAUAGCGGACGCUAUGACCAUAAACUACCUGAUCCUGACGAACUGUGACUUCAGACAGGUCGGGCAGGAGUUCGGCAAGAAACCGUUCGCGCUCGCCGUGCAAAAGGAUUCACCGUUGAAGCGGAGAAUCGACGACGCGAUCACGCGUCUGGCGACACGCGGCAGAUUGAAGCAGCUCGAGAGAAAAUGGUGGGACGAGAACCCUUCGAGGGCAGAUUGCCCGGCAGAUUUAGACCCGAACGCCGGCUUUGGUCUCGACGAUUUGGCGGCGGUGUUCUCGCUGAUCCUCGUCGGCGUCCUGCUCUCCAUUCUAAUAUUAUGCUCGCAGUAUUUCCGGCGUUCGCCCGGCGACGUCGACGGGAAACCUGCGGAAAGACGUCUCACCCGCGAUCGAUCGAACGUCCGAAAUCAAAGCGGAGCCGAGGACAGCGUAGCCUCUGUCGGAAAUAUUUUUCGCUCGCGUUGUUCCGCGAACACGCUCCGAGCUGGAAACUUCCUGCGGAACGACGGCAGCCGCGGGAAAUAACCGGGGGAAAUGGAAGGAACGACUAGAAUGCUUCUUUUUAAUUUUGUUGUUUCUUGGAACGACGAACGAAUGUAAAAGAUCGCGUUCAUUUUCAAUUUUUUAGCCGUGUAACGAAAAUUUAAUCGAUGCGUUUCGUAGGCGAUCGCAUCGCAGGAAGAUUGUGAAGUUAGAAACGAUUCAGCUUUCGUUUGGCAUCUACGGAUUUUUCUGCAAAAUAAAUAUUGUCCAAAUUGAUUCUAAUAAAUACAACGAGUUAAAAAUAAUGCCUCGAAAAAAAUAUCCUCGAAUUCUUUUAACGCCUUUACAAUUUUGCGUUUGACCUGCUUAUUAUUAUGUUAAUAUCUUUAUAAUUUGGUUUUCGACCUGUUCGUUUCUCUCGCGAAAUGAGUGCAUACCCGCGGUAAUCGUUCCUUCCAUACCGAGGGAAAUGGAAGGAAAGAUAGGAAUGGACGGAGCGCGCGAGCCGUCCGGGGAAAAAACCGUUGUUUCCCAGGAACAGAUUUCCCGUUCGCUCGUCGGAUUAACUUGUCACGUCCUGACAAACCGGCCAAACAACCCCCGCGUCCCAGGAAACGCGACGGAAACGCCGUUUGUCGCGGCAAUUAGCUGAAUCCGUUUUCUCAGCCACCCUGCUCUUUUUUCUGUCUUUUUUUCUGUUUUUUUUUUUGAGAAACGACGGAAAACCUUCCGGGUUUGAUGCGGGAAUCGAUAAGGUUUUUACGCGACUGCGAAAGUUUUAGACCGCCGAUUUCCGCGUUUUUUGCACGUAGCACCGCUGGAAGCGAUUUGUACGAUUCAGCUUGUCGGAACGAAUGAAGAGCGAGUUCCGUGCUCGAAUAAAGAGACUGAUUUCGAUUACCAUUCCCGAUGGCGCAAGAUCAGGAAAUUCUGCCACGUUCCGGUCUUCUACGCUUGGGAACCCUUGUCGCGACAGGAUCAGUUGAAAUCCACGGACCCAUUCCGCUCGAGCUCGACUUCGUUAAGAAAGGAACACCCGGCUCCGGCGGAUCCCACGAAAGGGGUCCCGUAACGCUAAUUUCUCGCGGCCAGACACCCGAUCCGCAGAACGUUCGAACCGCUGCGAACGUUCGUUCGCGAUCUUUGAGGUGUUAAUUCGCGAGAUGAAUAUGCGCCGAGCGAUUUGCUAGUCCGACAGGGACGCGAAAUCGCAAAGAUCGGCGACUUCCGCGAUCGACCCUCGCUAUCUAUCUUGUUUCGGGCACGUGAUACACGGCCGAUAGGAACACUAUGAACAUCGAUUAUAAUUGGGAAAUUUUCUGAUCGCUGCCGCAAUAUUGAAUCGUCGAUCUAGCAGCGUCUCUGUGCUUCCUUCGGCGGCCAGAACUGUCACGCGGGUCGGUGAUUAAUUGCUCUUUUUGUGCGAACGACGCAGAUUGGAGUUUUUGGUCUCAAAAACUGGCUCGAUAAAUCUUGCGCGCGAUAUGAAAUUUUUGCUUUCUCAGAUAGUCGAAUGUACAGUCACCGAAGUAUUCGUACACUUUUAUAGAUGUUCGUAACAUUUUUUAAAUGUUUCAUUUCCAAAUGUUUCGUAUUUUCUGGCGAUGUUAAUGGAAUUAGUUUGCCGUGAAACGAGUAGAAUGCUUCUUUUCAAUUUUGUUAUUUCUUGGAACGACAAGAAAAAUAUGAAAGAUCACGUUCUUUUUUAAUUUUUUAGCCGAGCAUGUAACGAAAAUUUAAUUAAUACGUUUCGUAGGCGAUCGCAUCGCAGAGAUUGUUCCCGUAAAAAAAGAUUGAAAAGUUAGAAACGAUUCAGCUUUCACUUGGCAUCCGCGGAUUUUUGUGCAAAAUAAAUAUUGUCCAAAUUGAUUGUAAGAAAUACAACGAGUU
Megalopta genalis is the source of this 4814-nucleotide messenger RNA. Lineage: Eukaryota; Metazoa; Arthropoda; Insecta; Hymenoptera; Halictidae. The record is from RefSeq and is a predicted model, not a curated record.